AUGCUAGUUGAGCUGCUACAUAUUGGCGCCAAUUUGGGGGAAUUACAUGGAUUAUCCAAUCUAGAAAACGGGCCGCCUCUGCUGCCUUGGAUAUCCUCAAAUCGUUCAAGAACGACGAUUCUGAGUAGCAAAAUGAAUUCCGAGUGCAUUUCAGCUUGCCUCGUCCAGCACCGAUGUCAGGAUAUUACCACCAUACUUGACCUACGAUAUUGCAGCUCUUCUCCCUUCACUAGAGGAGGCUUUGGGGUGGUUUAUCGAGGUGUCCUUAAGGACGGAAGGGUGAUUGCAUUGAAGUGUAUCGAGCCGUUGAACGGAUAUGAGACCAAUGAAUCAGGUCACGGAAAAAAUCUCAAGCGUGCGGCCCGAGAGAUAUACAAUUGGUCACGCUGCGAACACCCAGGUGUAUUACCGAUACUUGGGUUUGCCCGCUUCCGAGAACAUAUUGCACUGGUUACCCCUUGGAUGGGAUCGGGCUCUCUAAAGCAGCAUGUUCUACGUGGUCUAUCGCAAACGCCACUUCAAAUCUGCAUUGAACUAGCAACCGCUGUUGAAUAUCUACAUCAAAAUGGAAUUGUACAUGGCGACAUCAAACCGGACAACGUACUUAUGACAAACCAAGGACGGCCUCAGCUUGGCGAUUUUGGCAGUGCUUCAUCCACUCUUUCUACCACCCUCAACUUCACACAAACCCAUUCCUUUGGCUUCACUGUGAGGUUUGCAGCGCCGGAGAUAAUGGGGGGAGAAAAUCCCUUUACAAAAGAGAGUGAUGUGUAUGCUCUUGGAAUGACAAUAUUUAACGUUAUGACUGGACAACUUCCAUUCGCAGACAAAUCGGAGGUUUUAGUUAUUGUAGAAGUUUUAUCGGCGAGGAGGCAACCUCUUCAGCCUAAUUUUGGUCAUGUUCUUCAGAAGGAUGAAGCUAAAUCUAAGAUGUGGGAGCUAUUGAAGCGGUGCUUUGCUUACGAACCUGGUGACCGACCGAAAGCCACUCAGGUCAAAAAUGGUCUGAUGGAAGUCGAAAUGAUAAACAGCGCCUGA
Molecule: messenger RNA, 1038 nt
Organism: Rhizoctonia solani
Lineage: Eukaryota; Fungi; Basidiomycota; Agaricomycetes; Cantharellales; Ceratobasidiaceae
Product: Tyrosine kinase domain-containing protein
Exons: 11
Coding region: 1-1038 (345 amino acids)
Biological process (GO): protein phosphorylation
Molecular function (GO): ATP binding; protein kinase activity
Source: RefSeq, a predicted model, not a curated record